This is a messenger RNA of Angiostrongylus costaricensis, 129 nucleotides long. NCBI's taxonomy places the organism in Eukaryota, Metazoa, Nematoda, Chromadorea, Rhabditida, Metastrongylidae. The record is from the annotation of a GenBank genome assembly.
AUGUUGCAGGAGUUGGAAAAAGCAGUUUGUUAUUACGAUUUGCUGACAACGUCUUUUCUGAGAAUUAUAUUACAACGAUUGGUGUUGAUUUCAAAAUUCGAACUAUUGAAAUUGAUGGGCAACGUGUGA